Messenger RNA from Fragaria vesca subsp. vesca, 2064 nucleotides. Its product is annotated as ribonuclease 3-like protein 2-like. Gene Ontology annotation, biological process: siRNA processing. The transcript has 5 exons. Lineage: Eukaryota; Viridiplantae; Streptophyta; Magnoliopsida; Rosales; Rosaceae. Bases 244 to 1329 code for a protein of 361 amino acids. Gene Ontology annotation, cellular component: cytoplasm; nucleus. The record is from RefSeq and is a predicted model, not a curated record. Gene Ontology annotation, molecular function: ribonuclease III activity; RNA binding.
ACAAACCAAAAAAGGCGGGCAGCCGGGCACUGAAGAUCGCGCUUCAUAUCUUGAUAUGAUGAUCAACAAACGAAUGAAACACAACGCGCGCAGAUAUAUUCCUUUUGUUAACAACAAUCAAGAUAUUCUCCCACUUCCCACAACCUUGCAGUAGUUCCAUACUAAACAUUCCAAACCACAAACCUCGAUCUUCUCAGAUUCAAAACAUUCGAACUUAUCAAACCGACCAGUCUUCUUUUCAACAUGAACCCCCACUUAAGCAUGAAAAUCUUCACCCCAACACACACGCCACCACCAUCCUCGCCGGAAAUGAAACAAGCCGUGGCAGCCGUGGAGAUGAUCGUAGGCUACGUAUUCAAGAACAAGAGGCUUCUAGAGGAGGCUCUCACCCAUCCCUCCCACCCCGACGCCGUGUCGUAUCAGCGGCUCGAGUUCGUCGGCGACGCCGUUCUUAGCCUCGCUAUAAGCAACUACCUCUUUCUUGCUUACCCCAGAAUUGACCAAGGCGACCUCACUUUGCUACGCUCCGCUAAUGUCAGCACCGAGAAGCUCGCACGUGUCGCCGUACGACACGGGUUUUUCCGCUUCCUUCGCCACUCUACACCUGUUCUCAAUGAUCAGGUUAGGGAGUUUACUGAAGUGGUCAGUGGAGAAGUGGAAACUCCACUUGUAUAUAGAGGGUCUGUAAAAGCCCCUAAAGUUCUUGCAGAUAUUGUGGAGUCUGUGGCUGCUGCUAUUUAUGUUGACUUGAAUUUUGAUCUGGAAAAACUUUGGAUGAUUUUUAGGCAUGUUUUGGAGCCUAUAGUUACUCUCAAAGACUUACACCAACAACCUCAACCUGUGACAAAGUUGUUUGAUGUUUGCCAAAAGAACGGGAAGCAUGUCGACAUCAAGUAUUGGAGGGAUGAGAUGAAAGGUAUUGCAAGUGUGUAUGUUGAUGGCAAAUUUGUUGCCUCGGGUUCUUCUGAGUAUAAAGAAGUUGCCAGGGUCAAUGCUGCUGAGAUAGCUCUAUGUAAGUUGUCAAAAUUGAUGCGCAUGGAUGAUGUGUCGAUUGAAGUUAUUGCUGAAACUGAUGGGUCAUUUCAUAUUGAAGAAGCAAAAAAUAAGUUGUAUCAGCUUUGUGGGAAGAAGAAGUGGCCUAAACCAGUCUACAACAUCAAGCAAGAUGAAGGCUCUUCACAUGAGAAGAAGUUUGUAUCGACGGUUCAAAUUGCAACUAUUGAGGGUGUGGUUUGUAUGACGGGAGAUGAAAUGUCGAGAAAAAAGGAUGCAGAGAAUUCUGCAGCUUCUUGGAUGAUCCGUUCUUUGCAAGAGUUAGAUGAUUACUAAUGUGAAUGAAACACACCAAUUUCCUGUAGUUCAUCGUCUUUUCAGACUAUUACAUCACAAAGGCAAGUCUAACAGUUCAAACCCAUCAGAAAGGCCUGCCAAUGGAAUCCAUCAGUUUAACAUGGAAAGAAAAAGAUUACCUUAUCAACCCCUGAGCUCUACUCACGACGGCCAUCAACUGAAUUGGUGUUUCAUUUUCAGUUAUGAUUGUGGCACGCAGAGAUAUAUGGAGGGUGUGUUGAGAUGACAUCGUGAUGGGGUGAAACUCAUACACGACUGAUGCUAUAAUUUUUUAUGUAACAGACGAAUAAUCUUACGAGAACAACUAUGGGUGUUUCAUGCACGAGUGUUUGGUUUCGUCCUUUCGGGCGUAUUCGUUAAUGGUAAUGGCAUGGCGUGAGAACGAAAUAGGAGGGAAAGUUAUAGCAGAAAGCCAGGAAUUCGAAGGAAGUGAUAUUACGCUUCACAUAUAUAAGCAUCGCUAAAACUUGUUGUCUUAAAUAAAUAUUUAUUAUCUUUUAUGUUUAUUAUGUUUGCUUGAUGACUUUUAUUUUUCAUUACCUAGCUUAAAGAUGUUUAAAUGAGUUAUGUCGUGUUGGUUAGCAAGUCUAAAUGACACCGUAGAGGUCAUAUAUAGAUUCAAUUUUCGUCAUAGAUUCAAUUUUCACUGAUAUAUGUAACAGUGCUUUAGGUUAAGGGUUUCUAAUAUUAAACAUUCUAGGUUUCUAUGUAUGU